AUGAAUGUUGGCACUCUGAUGCUUGCAGAGAACGUUUCUCUAGGCGUCCUUGUCCUUCCACAAGCCCUCGCAAUCCUCGGUCUCAUCCCUGGCCUCCUUUGCAUAUGCUUCCUGGGUAUCAUUACUACAUACACAGGCCAUAUGGUUGGUGAAUUGAAGCUGGCCCAUCCGUCCGUAGCUUGUUACGCUGACUGCGGUAUGCUUAUCAGUGGACCAUUUGGUCGUGAGGUGCUUGCUGUUGGACAAGAACUGGUCCUGGCAUUUGUCAUGGACGUGCAUAUCUUGACACUCGGGGUCGCGAUGAAUGCAAUGACCGAUUAUGGUGCUUGUACGAUCAUCUUCAGUGUUGUUGGCCUGACCAUCUCGUUCCUGCUCGGCUUGCCAAAAACAUUCAAAAACAUCAGCCACUUUAGCUACUUCUUUACGAUUACUAUGAUCGCCAUCAGUAUUCAAAAGCCAGACAUGGGCAACAUCGUUGCUGUGCGACCCAACGUACCACUGGUCAAAGGUCUAGCUCCAGUCAUGGACAUUUUCUUAGCUUACACUGGCCAUGUCGCCUUCUUUUCGUUCCAGUCUGAACUCAAAGAUACCCGCGACUUCCGCAAAGCUCUCAUCUUUGAACAGGGUAUCGCAGUCACGCUCUACAAGCUAAUCUCUGUCAUCAUAUAUUACUACACCGAGACCUUUUGUGGCCUCGCCCGCCCUCAGUUCCGUGUUCCUACUGGUUAG
Molecule: messenger RNA, 729 nt
Organism: Alternaria atra
Lineage: Eukaryota; Fungi; Ascomycota; Dothideomycetes; Pleosporales; Pleosporaceae
Exons: 4
Coding region: 1-729 (242 amino acids)
Biological process (GO): amino acid transmembrane transport
Cellular component (GO): vacuolar membrane
Molecular function (GO): amino acid transmembrane transporter activity
Source: RefSeq, a predicted model, not a curated record